Molecule: messenger RNA, 1434 nt
Organism: Gloeophyllum trabeum ATCC 11539
Lineage: Eukaryota; Fungi; Basidiomycota; Agaricomycetes; Gloeophyllales; Gloeophyllaceae
Exons: 3
Coding region: 1-1434 (477 amino acids)
Biological process (GO): regulation of gene expression
Cellular component (GO): nucleus
Molecular function (GO): chromatin binding
Source: RefSeq, a predicted model, not a curated record
AUGGCGACGGUCCACCCGUCGCGUAUGGGACUCGUUCCCCAGGACUCCAGGGACAGCUACUCCUACCAGCAACGCCGCGGCCGUUCGCCUUCUCCCAAGACACGAAGUCGCAGUCGCAGCAGGGACCGGGGCGACAGGUAUGAAGCGAGAGACAGGGAGAGAGAAAGCGACAGGGACUACGGGAGGAGAGACAGAGACACACGCGAUGAUGACAGGGACAGGGAAGACAGGUACGGCAGAGAUAGGGAUCGACGAUCGCCAGGGAGAACCAGGAGUAGGGAGAGGGAUAGAGAAGGUGGGCGGAGGAGUCCGGAGUAUGGCGAUUACAAGCGGCCUGCAGAUGAUGCGCCCGCCAGACAGCAGGAGACCAUGUAUCCUCCCAGGGGAGGUCGUCGGGAUAAUGGGCGGGGGUACGGCGGCGGUGGCUCUGACUUCCUUGAGAGUCGGCGACAGCAGCGGGAGAGUGCUACUGUAGAUAUAUGGCCGCCAUCCCCCAAAGCUCCCGCGAGAGAACUGUCACCACCCCGCGACUCCAAGUCGCACAAAAAGUCCAAGAAGCGUCGACAUUACGACAGCGACCCAGAUGAAGACUCCUCAGACGACGAAGAUCGUCGGAGGCGCGAUAAGAAGGAGCGCAAGCGCUCCAAGAAGGACAAAGAACGGGAUCGUGAAAAGAGCAGAGAGCGGAGGAAGCAUCGGUCAAGGAGCAGGAAAUAUAGUGACGACGAAGACAGCGACGGGGAUAUGAGGAGUAGGCGGAGGAGCAAGAGUAAAGAGAAGGAGCACAGGCAUCGGAGCCGGACUAAGUCAAAGUCCAAGAGCAAGAGCCGCGCUCGGAGUCUUGAGCGGGCGACGACUCCACUCACACCUGAUGAGGAAGACGAAUGGGUGGAGGCACCGCCCGCUGCUCCCGUCGUCGCGGCGGCAGGGACUAACAAUGGAGGAGGGACCGGCGCACAGGCACAGUCUUCGGGCGGAGCCAACAGCAAGGCCGCCGCUCAACAUAACUCCGACGAUUCCGACGUCGAAGUCGGGCCCCAGCCGCCUCCACGACCCGGUGGGUCGCGCAAGGUCGACGAGCGGCAGUACGGUGGCGCGCUGCUGCGCGGCGAGGGCAGCGCCAUGGCUGCGUUCUUGCAGGACGGCACGGACGUGCGCAUCCCGCGGCGUGGUGAGAUCGGGUUGACGUCGGACGAGAUUGCGCAGUUCGAGAGCGUGGGGUACGUGAUGAGCGGGAGCAGGCAUAAGCGCAUGAACGCGGUGCGGAUGAGGAAGGAGAACCAGGUCAUCAGCGCGGAGGAGAAGAGGGGGAUAUUGAAGCUGCAGAAGGAGGAGAGGGAGAGGAGGGAGGCGAUUCUGAGGGAGGAGUUCUCCCAGCUUGUGGAGGAUCGACUGAAGAGUUCAAGCUCCAAGACGAAGUCAGGGGUGCCCUGA